UGCUUAGAGAUUGAUGACAUCCAGUUGGCUGGAGGAUCCAGCCGUUGUUCUGGUGAACUACAGGUGAAGAGCCAGGGUGUUUGGAUAAAUGUGGAUGACCGUGACUGGAACCUCAAGUUAGCAGAUGCAGUUUGUAGACACCUGGACUGUGGUUCUGUGGUUGAGGUUCUCUCACGCAAUUACCCAUAUGUAUCUCCAUGGAGAGUAGCGCCUUUCUGUCUAAAUUCUGGAACUGAACUGAGGAAAUGUUUUAUAAAAGGGUCCAUAACGCCUGGUACCAGUCUGGGGAUCAUCUGUUCAGGUAAUGCCACCAGAGGCCAUGACACAAAAACACUAAUCAUAAACAAGCUCAGAGUCUAACAGGAGUCUAAUUUCAGCCUUUAUCUAAUCGACCCCAUGCUGAUCAGUCUACAAAACAUUUCUGAAGCUUCACAGCAAAACAGUGUAGCAGCUUUCUCUGUGACAAGUGAAGUAGCUGGAGACUUUGUUUCAGAACAGAAAAAACAUCUUAUGUUCUCUUAUUCGUUCUCUCUCUUUUCCCUGAUAGACUCCAUCAGGCUGGUGAAUGGAAACAGUCUGUGUUCAGGCAGACUGGAGGUGAAGUCUAACCAGAGGUGGUCCUCAGUGUGUGAAGAUGACUUUGACCAGCAGGAUGCAGAGGUGGUCUGUAGGGAGCUCGGCUGUGGGGCUCCUUCAGUCCUCCAGGGGGCGCUCUAUGGAGAAGUGGAGGCUCCAGUGUGGACCAGUGAGUUCCAGUGUGGAGGCCAUGAGUCUGCUCUCCUGGACUGUAGAACCUCAGGCUCAGAUAGAAACACCUGCUCACCUGGCAAAGCUGUUGGACUCACCUGCUCAGACUCUGUCAGGCUGGUGAAUGGAAACAGUCUGUGUUCAGGCAGACUGGAGGUGAAGUCUAACCAGAGGUGGUCCUCAGUGUGUGAAGAUGACUUUGACCAGCAGGAUGCAGAGGUGGUCUGUAGGGAGCUCGGCUGUGGGGCUCCUUCAGUCCUCCAGGGGGCGCUCUAUGGAGAAGUGGAGGCUCCAAUGUGGACCAGAGAGUUCCAGUGUGGAGGCCAUGAGUCUGCUCUCCUGGACUGUAGAACCUCAGGCUCAGAUAGAAACACCUGCUCACCUGGCAAAGCUGUUGGACUCACCUGCUCAGAGCGUGAUAUUUUCUGGUUGGUGGGAGGAUCCAGUCGCUGUGCUGGUGAACUGGAGCUGAGACAACAAGGUGUGUGGAGAAAAGUGGAUGAAGCAAUGCUUCAGUGGAAUCUAAAGACAGCAGAUGCAGUUUGCAGACACCUGGACUGUGGCUCUGCUGUUUCAACAGGGCAGAUACAGAGUUUAACAUCCAUACCUGUCUGGAGGAUUAGUUCAACUUGUCUUCAGUCUGGGUCUGCAAUUAGUGAUUGUGUAUCUACAACAACUGAUUCUGCCAAAUACCACCUGGAGGUCAAAUGUUCAGACUCUGUCAGGCUGGUGAAUGGAAACAGUCUGUGUUCAGGCAGACUGGAGGUGAAGUCUAACCAGAGGUGGUCCUCAGUGUGUGAAGAUGACUUUGACCAGCAGGAUGCAGAGGUGGUCUGUAGGGAGCUCGGCUGUGGGGCUCCUUCAGUCCUCCAGGGGGCGCUCUAUGGAGAAGUGGAGGCUCCAAUGUGGACCAGUGAGUUCCAGUGUGGAGGCCAUGAGUCUGCUCUCCUGGACUGUAGAACCUCAGGCUCAGAUAGGAACACCUGCUCACCUGGCAAAGCUGUUGGACUCACCUGCUCAGAGCCCGAUAUUUUCCAGUUGGUGGGAGGAUCCAGUCGCUGUGCUGGUGAAAUUGAGGUGAAACAACAUGGCAUUUGGAGAAAAGUGCAUGAUGCAUCGGCUCAGUGGAAUCUAAAGACAGCAGAUGCAGUUUGCAGACAACUGGACUGUGGCUCUGCUGUUUCAACAGGGCUGAUACAGAGUUUAACAUCCAUACCUGUCUGGAGGAUUAGUUCAACUUGUCUUCAGUCCGGGUCUGCAAUUAGUGAUUGUGUAUCUACAAAAACUGAUACUAUCAUCUCUCACUUGGAGGUCAAAUGUUCAGACUCUGUCAGGCUGGUGAAUGGAAACAGUCUGUGUUCAGGCAGACUGGAGGUGAAGUCUAACCAGAGGUGGUCCUCAGUGUGUGAAGAUGACUUUGACCAGCAGGAUGCAGAGGUGGUCUGUAGGGAGCUCGGCUGUGGGGCUCCUUCAGUCCUCCAGGGGGCGCUCUAUGGAGAAGUGGAGGCUCCAGUGUGGACCAGAGAGUUCCAGUGUGGAGGCCAUGAGUCUGCUCUCCUGGACUGUAGAACCUCAGGCUCAGAUAGAAACACCUGCUCACCUGGCAAAGCUGUUGGACUCACCUGCUCAGAGCCCAAUGACAUCCAGUUGGUCGGAGGAUCCAGCUCCUGUGUGGGCAGACUUGAGAUGAAACACAAAGGAAAAUGGAAACCAGUGUCUCUCUCGUACAGUUUAAUGUGGGACCUGAUGUCUGCAGCGGUUGUAUGUAGACAGCUGGACUGUGGUUCUGCUCUUUCAAUAGGAACAAUGCCUGCAGACGGGAAAGAUACAUGGACAAUCGUAACUUCCUGUGGUCAGUCUGAAUCUGCCAUCAGGGAAUGUACAUUAAUGUGGCCUUUACCUUCCCGGCAUACUCUGAAAAUUACCUGCUCAGACUCUGUCAGGCUGGUGAAUGGAAACAGUCUGUGUUCAGGCAGACUGGAGGUGAAGUCUAACCAGAGGUGGUCCUCAGUGUGUGAAGAUGACUUUGACCAGCAGGAUGCAGAGGUGGUCUGUAGGGAGCUCGGCUGUGGGGCUCCUUCAGUCCUCCAGGGGGCGCUCUAUGGAGAAGUGGAGGCUCCAAUGUGGACCAGUGAGUUCCAGUGUGGAGGCCAUGAGUCUGCUCUCCUGGACUGUAGAACCUCAGGCUCAGAUAGAAACACCUGCUCACCUGGCAAAGCUGUUGGACUCACCUGCUCAGAGCCUGAUAUUGUCAGGUUGUCAGGGGGAACCAGUCGCUGCGAUGGCACGUUAGAGAUGAAACAACGGGGAGAGUGGAGACCAGUGGCCAACAUGUUCUCUGAAUGGGACCAGAAGUUAGCAUCUGUUGCAUGUAGACAAUUCAACUGUGGUUCUGUUGUUUCAAAAAAAACCAGAGAAACUUUAUAUAAACCUGCCUGGCAGAUCAGCGAGACCUGUGUUCAGUCUGAUUCUAUACCCCUGCUGCGGGAGUGUUUAAUAACGCCUGGUGGACUCCAACUGCCCAUCAGCCUGGAGGUGAUCUGCUCAGAUAUUCUGGCUCAGCCAAACAUCUCCUUCUCCCCCCACAAUGACGGGUUGUCCGAGGACAAGCAGCUUCAGGUGCUCCUGGGCUCCAGUUUCACCAUCAGCUGCUCCAUCCUGCCCCAGCAUCCAGGAGGCUCUUUCCAGUUAAUUUUGACCAACUCAGCGACAUCACAGAACUACACCCUGCCAGCUGUCAAUCACUCUGCCCACUUCCUGUUCUCUGCUGCAGACCACACCCAUCAAGGGAACUACAUCUGUGUUUAUCACGUCUACGCUUUCUUCCAUAAAUUCUCCCCUGAGAGCCGGCGUCUCUAUGUCACUGUUGCAGCCUCUUUAACAGAUCUGAUCAUCAGGCUGGCACUCAUAGUGCUGAUGGUGGCGUUCAGUGCUGCCAUGUUUUUCUACUACAAGGUCAGUAAUAGUCAGAUGCCGAGACGAGAGGACAAUAUUGAGCUCGAUUACCUUGGUGGUGCUCAAGAUGGAAACAGUGGAGCUGAAGAGGCAGGAGUCGAGGGACCACAGUAGUGCACAUCCAGGGUUUCCAGGAGAUGAAUCAGUACUGGAGUCAAAAGAGGUAUAUGUGAAUUUAACAAAAAAGGUUUUAACAUUUGUAAAUGACAAUGUGCUUUUCCUGCUGUAUUCUUAUAUUUCAAAUUCUUGCACUGACUGAUUAAAGAGACAAUGCAGUGAGAGAAAUGUGACAUCUUGUUGUGUGAUAUUGUCUCCACCAAAGUUACAUUUACAUUAUUAAAGUGUGUUAUCUGACAUAUGGAGGCAAUUCAUGAGCUCACAUGCAGCUUCCUCUAGGGGCCACAAAAGGGUUCAAUUAUAUUUUUCCACAUAUGCAGCUGUACUCCUGCAAACGAUGCUGAGCUAAUGAUAAUAAGAUAAUUGUUGUGAAUGUCUGUGUUCUGCAUCUGGUGAUAUCUGCAAAAGAUAUACUCUAUAUUUAAUGUGAAAAUAAGUAGA
This is a messenger RNA of Acanthopagrus latus (yellowfin seabream), 4260 nucleotides long. Its product is annotated as scavenger receptor cysteine-rich type 1 protein M160-like. Gene Ontology annotation, cellular component: membrane. Lineage: Eukaryota; Metazoa; Chordata; Actinopteri; Spariformes; Sparidae. The record is from RefSeq and is a predicted model, not a curated record. The transcript is spliced from 12 exons. The coding region runs from base 397 to 3816 and encodes 1139 amino acids.